AAGAUGGACUGGGGCACCCUGCAGACCAUCCUGGGCGGCGUCAACAAGCACUCCACCAGCAUCGGCAAGAUCUGGCUGACCGUGCUGUUCAUCUUCCGCAUCAUGAUCCUCGUGGUGGCCGCCAAGGAGGUGUGGGGGGACGAGCAGGCUGACUUCGUGUGCAACACGCUGCAGCCCGGCUGCAAGAACGUCUGCUAUGACCACCACUUCCCCAUCUCGCACAUCCGGCUGUGGGCGCUGCAACUGAUCUUCGUGUCCACGCCGGCGCUGCUGGUGGCCAUGCACGUGGCCUACCACCGGCACGAGAAGAAGCGGAAGUUCAUCAAGGGGGAGAUGAAGAAUGAGUUCAAAGACCUGGAGGAGAUCCGGACGCAGAAGGUGCGCAUCGAGGGCUCGCUCUGGUGGACUUACACCAGCAGCAUCUUCUUCCGAGUCAUCUUCGAGGCCGCGUUCAUGUAUGUGUUCUACGUCAUGUAUGAUGGCUUCUCCAUGCAGCGGCUGGUGAAGUGCGGCGCCUGGCCCUGCCCCAACACGGUGGACUGCUUCGUGUCGCGGCCCACGGAGAAGACGGUCUUCACCGUGUUCAUGAUCGCCGUGUCGGGGAUCUGCAUCCUGCUGAACAUCACCGAGCUGUGCUACCUGCUGAUCAGAUAUUGUUCUGCAAAGUCAAAGAAGCCUGUCUAA
This is a messenger RNA of Carlito syrichta (Philippine tarsier), 684 nucleotides long. RefSeq names its product gap junction protein beta 2 (gene GJB2). NCBI's taxonomy places the organism in Eukaryota, Metazoa, Chordata, Mammalia, Primates, Tarsiidae. Gene Ontology annotation, cellular component: connexin complex. The coding region runs from base 4 to 684 and encodes 226 amino acids. The transcript has a single exon. The record is from RefSeq and is a predicted model, not a curated record. Gene Ontology annotation, biological process: cell communication.